AUGGACAUGUUGUCAACAAAACAUCAACGUGUGAUUCUUGUCACUGGUGCUAAUAAAGGCAUUGGUUUUCAUGUUGUAAAAAAAAUUUUGAAUGAAUCAUCAUCGUAUAAUAAUGUUAUUCUUCUUGGUAGUCGAGAUUUAAAACGUGGUCAAGAUGCAUUGGAACAACUCGGCUCUCCAUCCAAUGUUCAUCUUCUUCAAUUGGAUAUGUUAUCAAUAGAAAAUAUCAAUGAAGCAGUUAAUGAAAUCAAAGAAAAAUAUGGCGGACAAUUAGAUAUAGUCAUCAAUAAUGCUGGGAUUUUAUUAAAUGAUCUCACCGUUGAUGCAGCUCGAAAAACAUUUGCUGUUCAUUAUUAUGGUAUCAAAUUACUCAAUGAACAGUUGUUUCCAAUGAUUAGAAAGAAUGGUCGUAUAAUCAAUGUUUCUAGUCAAGUAGGUGCUAUAGCAUUACAAGAAUCUUCAGCAAUUCUUCAAAAUAAAUAUACAUCACCAACAUUGACAAUAAAAGAACUUGAUCAAUUAGUUGAAGAUUUUAUUGCAGCUAUUGAAACAAAUACUCUUGAAGAUUUAGGAUAUUAUAAUAAAACGUACAGUCCAAUCUAUGGUAUUUCUAAAGCAGCAUUAAAUGCACUUACUCAAAUAGAAGCACGUGAAUGGUCAAUUAGUAAAAACUUACUUGUUGUAUCAGUGUCUCCAGGAUUUUGUGCUACUGAUAUGACACAAUAUGCAUCUGAUGCUCGUUCUCCUGAAAUAGGUGCUGAUUCUAUUCUGCAUGCCGUCAAUACUCCUCAAAAUGAACUACAAAAUGGUGGAUUUUACCGUGAUGGUAAACAGCUAUCAUUGAUCUCCGAACCAAUUCCUAGAUCAUAA
Molecule: messenger RNA, 870 nt
Organism: Rotaria sp. Silwood1
Lineage: Eukaryota; Metazoa; Rotifera; Eurotatoria; Philodinida; Philodinidae
Source: the annotation of a GenBank genome assembly